Hemiscyllium ocellatum (epaulette shark) is the source of this 968-nucleotide messenger RNA. RefSeq names its product FKBP prolyl isomerase 3 (gene fkbp3). Bases 50 to 727 code for a protein of 225 amino acids. The transcript has 7 exons. Lineage: Eukaryota; Metazoa; Chordata; Chondrichthyes; Orectolobiformes; Hemiscylliidae. Gene Ontology annotation, molecular function: peptidyl-prolyl cis-trans isomerase activity. The record is from RefSeq and is a predicted model, not a curated record.
GGCGGCCGCUGGGUGGCGGUGCAGUUUCGUGGGGAGUUUUGGGACGGUCAUGGCAGCCGAGCCAGCGAGGCAGUGGACCGAGGAGCAGCUGAGGAGCGAGGAUGUGGCAAAGAAAGAGAUUAUCCAGUUUCUGCAGCAGAGCGCUUCGGAGCCGUUUCUUAGUGAACAUAAGUUAAUGGGAAACAUCAAAAAUGUUGCCAAGACUACAAAGAAGGAGCAGCUAGUAGUUGCCUACAAUCAACUUUUUGAAACUAAAAGGUUUAAAGGUACUGAAUGUGCAGAUAAAGUGACUCAGCAACUUAAAGAUGUGAAGCUUGGGGCUGCUCAGGAGAAAGCAAAGGCCAAGAAACCUGAAGUGACUGCAAGUGAGGAACCACCAAAAUAUACCAAAUCCAUUUUGCAGAAAGGAGAUAAAACCAACUUUCCCAAAAAGGGUGACACUGUCCACUGCUGGUACACAGGAUCGCUAGAAGAUGGGACUGUUUUUGACACAAAUAUUGCUUCUAGUUCCAAAAAGAAGAAGGCAACAAAACCUCUGAGCUUCAAAGUAGGAAUUGGAAAAGUUAUUCGAGGGUGGGAUGAAGCACUCUUGACUAUGAGUAAAGGGGAAAAGGCCCGGCUACAGAUCGAAUCUGACUGGGGAUAUGGUAAGAAAGGGAAGCCAGAAGCCAAAAUUCCACCAAAUGCUAAACUAAUAUUUGAAGUUGAGCUUGUGGAUAUUGAGUAAUUUGAAUGCAACAUCUUGAGCUAUGCUUUAAAAUACUGCCUUUGAAUUGGCCAAUGUUUUAUUGGAAGUUUGUUCUUAAUUUUGUUAAAUAAAAAUAUGCAGCUUAUGAACAAAAUUGUGCAUUGUAUAGAACUUUAUUGAAUUUUGUGUUGAACAUGAUUACAUACAAGGCAGUGUUUUUUUUUGCUGAUUUUAUUAAGUCUUGCAUUUCAGAACUGGCUUUUGUUCAUUGAGAAUUGUU